Messenger RNA from Solanum dulcamara, 1270 nucleotides. RefSeq names its product protein STRICTOSIDINE SYNTHASE-LIKE 11-like. The transcript has 5 exons. The record is from RefSeq and is a predicted model, not a curated record. Gene Ontology annotation, biological process: biosynthetic process. The coding region runs from base 1 to 1113 and encodes 370 amino acids. NCBI's taxonomy places the organism in Eukaryota, Viridiplantae, Streptophyta, Magnoliopsida, Solanales, Solanaceae. Gene Ontology annotation, molecular function: strictosidine synthase activity.
AUGACCACUCUAAAAGAGGAAGAAGCUAAUCAUUAUUUUAUUGAUUACACCAACUUGGAAACAAUCUCAAUUACGAAAACAAUAUUCCUUCUCCAGAUUUGGAUAUUGCUAUAUGUUUCCUCCAGUGUUGCUCACUGUCAAUUCCCAGCACUUAGGAAGCUCCAACUUCCAUUACGAGUCGUUGGCCCUGAAUCUGUUGCUUUCGAUAAAAAAGGUGACGGACCUUACACUGGUGUUGCAGAUGGCAGAAUAAUCAAAUAUCAAGGUCCAAAACUUGGCUUCACUGAUUUUGCUAUAACAUCACCAAAUAGGACCAAUAAAAGAUGUGAUGGCACAAAUGACCUAAAAUCACAACGAAUAUGUGGGAACCCGUUGGGCCUUGAGUUUUACGACAAAACUGGAGACCUCUACACAGUUGAUGCAUAUUAUGGACUUUUGGUGGUUGGACCAACCAGAGAUGAUUUUGGCCAAAAACUCGGAGGACUUGCUACACAGCUUGUUACUAGCUUUGAGGGUACUCGUGUUGGCUUUCUCGAUGCACUAAACAUUGACCAGAAAACCGGAGUCAUUUAUUUUGUAGAUGCAGGAGCAAUAUUCCGAAUUGGUGACAGGACUACAAUAGCUGAAAGUGGAGAUACAUCAGGGAGAUUGUUCAAGUAUGAUAUAGCAACAAAACAGGUCACAUUAUUGCUAAGAGGACUUUCAGGGCCAGUAGGAUUGUCACUCAGCAAAGAUAGUUCAUAUGUCUUGAUCACGGAAUAUAUAGCUCAAAGAACUCGGAGGUUUUGGCUCAAAGGUCCAAAAGCAAAUUCAUCCGAUGUUUUCAGAAAGGUUGAAGGAAUUCCAGAUAACAUAAGGACUGCGUUGGGGGACUUUGGGGUGGCUAUUGCCAACACGAAACAAAAUACUACAUAUUCGAUAGGACAAAGGAUCAAUCAGUUGGGAAAGAUUGUGGAAACACGUAAUUUCACAGCUCAAUAUAAUGAUACUCCUCUUGGCCUUACUUUAGUUCAAGAAUAUAAAGGCAAGCUUUAUAUUGGGUCUUUAGACCAGAACUUCAUUGGUGUUUACAGAGCAUUUGUCCAGAACGUCAUUGGAGUUUACACAGUUUGAUGUCUUUCGCUUCUCAAUAAUAAGCUUUAUGAUACUACCUACACCAAAUAAAAAUGAUGCAGAUACAGCUUAUCAUCUGUGCUAUGUGCACAGUGAUCUUGAAUUUAUAAAAGUAAUUUCUUACUAUUAACACUAUGCAUUUUCCAUGUAAUAUCAA